Molecule: messenger RNA, 2471 nt
Organism: Benincasa hispida (wax gourd)
Lineage: Eukaryota; Viridiplantae; Streptophyta; Magnoliopsida; Cucurbitales; Cucurbitaceae
Product: D111/G-patch domain-containing protein
Molecular function (GO): nucleic acid binding
Source: RefSeq, a predicted model, not a curated record
GUUGCCAUUUGUGCACGAGGUCCGUCGCAUCGCAACGCAGCUUCUCAAGGUGCUCGUUGAAACAACCAAUUUUCCAUCUUGUUGACCUAAUUUCUCUCAAUUUCUGUUUUCACAAAGUGCUAUUUAGAAAUGACACAGAAGUGGAUUUGACAUAUUCUUCUCACUCAGGGCAAUACAAAAUGGAUUAUCGGGGUUACAGUAGUAGACUGGAAACAAACAACUCAAAUAAAGGCUAUGCUCAGGAGCAGGGAUCUCUUGCUGAUGACUUUAUAGAUGAUUUUCGCUUGCCCAUCAACCAUAAACCAACAGAAAAUGUUGAUCUUGAUAAUGUGGAACAAGCAUCAUUGGACACACAAUUAACUUCAUCAAAUGUGGGAUAUAGGCUUCUCCAGAAGAUGGGCUGGAAAGGGAAGGGACUAGGGAAGGAUGAGCAAGGAAUUAUUGAGCCAAUAAAAUCUGGAAUGAGAGAUCCCAAACUAGGAAUUGGAAAACAAGAAGAAGAUGAUUUUUUCACUGCAGAAGAAAAUAUCCAGCGGAAAAAGCUUGAUGUUGAGGUGGAAGAGACAGAAGAACAUGCCAAAAAGCGGGAGGUUUUAGCAGAACGUGAGGAGAAGAUUCAAACUGAGGUCAAAGAAAUACGCAAGGUUUUCUAUUGUGAUCUUUGCAACAAACAGUACAAAUUGGCAAUGGAAUUUGAAGCUCAUCUCAGCUCAUAUGAUCAUAAUCAUAGAAAGCGUUUUAAAGAAAUGAGAGAAAUGCAUGGAUCAAGCAGCCGAGAUGACAGAAACAAACGGGAACAGCAACGUGAAGAGAGAGAGAUGGCAAAAUUUGCUCAAAUUGCGGAUGCCCGUAAGAAGCAGCUGCAGAUGCUGGAACAACAAGAAACAGCAGCCGAGGCUCCUGUUUCUACUGAACUUAGAAAUGCUACAUCACUUGCUGAUCAGGAUCAGCGGAAAACAUUAAAAUUUGGUUUCUCUUCUAAAGGUGGCACCUCGAAGAACAUUUUUGGUGGAGCCACAAAGAAACCAAAAGUAGCACCCGUAGCUUCAGUUUUCAGGAAUGAUAGCGAUGACGAAUAGCAAAACAGUUCCCAAGUUGCAUCUUGUAUCAGCAUUUUGAGGGUUGUAUCUUCAAGGAACAUCUUCUCGCCCUUAAGUUGAGUUCAUGUAAUCUCAUGCCAAUAGAUAGUCUUGUUUAAACUUGUUACUCACUAUUAGACUGUUAAUUCAUGUAUCAGCUACAAGUUUGGUGUCAAUCUUGUUUUCAAGCCAAUUUAGUCUGAUGAAGAGAUAUCCAUACAAGUAUCAUACUCCAGACAAUAUCCUUAGACAAACUUGUAGUUCUGAUGCGUUCUGUUAUUAUAACUAGAUCUUGCAAAUGAGACUGGAUAAUAUUGUAAUCUUAAACCAUUGUCGAAGUUUGUUAUGUCACAAGUCUUGAGAAUAUGUAUUUAUACUGGCAUGGAUUGAUUACUAUUCAAUUAUCUUAUUCAAAUUAUUCAUAAAAUUAAUGGCAGCCACUUUGUUUUUUACACAACUUUAUAUGUGUGUGUGUGUGUGAAUAUUCUUAUUUAGAUUAAACACAAAUUAUUUGUAAGUUUACAAUGCCUGUUUAAGGGUUUGGAUAUUUACAUGUUUUCUUCAUGAUAAUUGAUAUUAGUUUAAACCACCCCAACUUACAAAAUAAUUUUCAGUGAGUUUAGAGUUUAAAUGAAGGUUGAAAUAUCUUUUUGGUCUGAAGGUAAUGUCUAUAUUUAAAAAUUAAUAAUAAUCCAGAAAAAAACUACCUUGAAGCCAAAUUUUGAUUGAAAUUCAUGAACCAUGAAUUGUUCAAUGUUUAACAUGUGCAUUAAUCAAAUAGUAGCGAGAAAUUAAAUUAAGGUCAAUAUCGCAAAGAAAGAAAUCAAUACUAAUGCUCUGUGUUUGUUUUGGAGAAAAAAUUAUGAGACCGUGUCUCACGUCCUAUUGACUUGCAAGAUGGCCAAGUUUAUCUGGCUUAAGUACAUCCCUAACAUGUAGCGCCUCUUUGUGGUGUAUAGGUCUGAUUGGCAUCCUUCAGAGCUCUGGGGUGGAUGGUUGAAAAGCUUGUUCUGCGACCCAGCUUGAAGGAAAGCGAGUCAAGUCAAUGGUGCCUCUCGCCUGAACGAGUGGAAGUUGAAUGCUGAUGUAUCUUGGAACAAAGAUAAGAGAAGUGACAGCGUGAGGUGGUCUUUCCAAGGAUUGGUCUAUCAAAUUUUUAGAAGCUCAAACUAUCAUCGAGGGUUAAUUUUCCUCUCUUCUUUUCCCCUCCCUUGUUCUGGUGGUUGAAUCGGAUGUUAGGGAGAUGGUUAAUAUGGUCAAUAACUGCUUAGGUUAAGAAUGCAAUUGAUGAAUUUUAUGCGUUAGCAAGCCAGAUGUUUCCUUUUCGUUUUACCUGCAUGCUUGUAAUAAGGUUGCUUACUGUGUAGCCCGCUUUGCUAUUGGUUUUGAUAA